AUGGACCCAACUUCUUUUGACCUCGAUCAUGACGACUUGGCUGCGGAGUUAGAAUCAUUCUCAGGCCAGGACUCACGCCUCGAUAGGCCAAGUGACUGGCCGAGAUGGAUACGAUAUAUUGAGAAGCAGGCAAAGCGUUACAACAUCUGGGAAUUGUGUGAUCCCACAGUAAAAUUGGGAGAUCUGCCACAGACAGGAUGGAAAACACGGUAUCCUCGGUCACGUCCCUCAUCAGUGUACUCGGAAGAAAUCUGGCACUACGAGUUUAUUGGACAUGUUGACCCCGAAAUACAGACUAAAAUGAUAUUACUAAAUCUGGAUCUUCUUUCAACCCACAUAUGGCUCUCACUGUCACGAGACUACCAGAAAUAUGUUUUUGGGAAAUGGCAGGACAAGUCUACAAGACCCUGGACUUAUUUGACGUUACUUCAAGCUACUAUGGAGCCACAAGUCCCAAGAGUCGAUGAACGUUUUCCUCAGGAUAACAUGUUUGUGUUGGAAGAUGAAUGGGGGAAGCUUCGAGACCUAGCAAAAUCUGGAUCCACCAUCGACUACGCCGCUCAGUGGAAGAUAUUUUUCGGAAGAUGCCUUGAGCUAAAGGCGACGCAGAGGUCUGAAGAAUCGGCCUUUAUCGAAGCCACUAUGGAUCUGCAGGACAAUACAAAGUCUUGGAAACCCUUGACUUCCCAGUCGUGGAUCAGAUAUCCAUAUUGCGGUGGUCCGCUUACCCAGAGCGAUUUGAGCAAACCGCCUGAGAUGGAUGUGCAAUGGCGGCGAAACCUUCAAGAAACUCUGACGUCGUGUGAAGAGAGCAUGAAAAGGAAUCAGGAGCUGGAGAGUAAUGAGGGAAAUGAACAGAGAAUAGAAAGGGGAGAAGACUCCGAUGGAAGCGAAGAUGACGAAGACUAUAGGAUAUGCCCCGAUUGGGAACUCGUCUAG
Molecule: messenger RNA, 939 nt
Organism: Penicillium atrosanguineum
Lineage: Eukaryota; Fungi; Ascomycota; Eurotiomycetes; Eurotiales; Aspergillaceae
Exons: 1
Coding region: 1-939 (312 amino acids)
Source: RefSeq, a predicted model, not a curated record